Messenger RNA from Arvicola amphibius (Eurasian water vole), 1206 nucleotides. Its product is annotated as zinc finger protein DZIP1-like. NCBI's taxonomy places the organism in Eukaryota, Metazoa, Chordata, Mammalia, Rodentia, Cricetidae. Gene Ontology annotation, cellular component: cytoplasm; ciliary basal body. Gene Ontology annotation, biological process: cilium assembly. The record is from RefSeq and is a predicted model, not a curated record.
AUGCCCUUCCAGAAACGUAUCUACUACCCUCAGUCCAACAGCGUGGAGAGAAAAGAUGCCCUAGAGGGAGGCACAUCAUCCAGGGUCUUCGUCACCACCACUUCGGCAUCUGGACCUCAGCCCUUCUUCCAAUUCCGGCCUCGUUUGGAGAAUGUGGACUGGAGGCGGCUGGGUGCCAUUGAUGUGGACAAAGUGGUAGGAGCCACAGAUAUCGCGACACUUCAGGAGAACAUCGUGAACAUCACUUUCUGCAAGCUGGAGGACGAGAAGUGCCCACAUUGUCAGCUAGGGGUGGACCCAUUGCUGUUGAAGCUCAUCCACCUGGCACAGUUCACCAUUGAAUACCUGCUGCAGUCUCAGGAGUACCUCACCUCGCAGCUGAAGGUGGUGGAGGAACGGUUAAGCCAGAACCUGAGUGGUUGUGAGCAGAACCAACAGCUACUCACCAAGCAGGCUGACGAGGUCAGACGACUCAAACAGGAGUGUAGGGGCUGGAAGAAGAUGCUGUCCGCCCAGCAGCUGAUGUUGGGCCAGGUCGAAGCCAGUCAUUACCACUGCGGUUUUUGUGACAAAGUUUUUAUGAACCAAGCUUUUCUACAGAGCCACAUCCAUCGCCGCCACCCUGCAUCCGCUUGUCAUGGGAGAAGUACAAAGGCACAGAAUGACAAGCUCCAGAGGGAGAUCCACAGGUUGAAGCAGCAGCUGCAGUUCACCAAGGCUCAGCUAGAGGCUGCCCAGCAAGGCCGCACAGUUAGCAUCUCUAACGACAAAACAAACGAGGACUUCCAGAAGUUAGUUGGUAGGUGGGGGGAGGAAGAAAGGCAGAAAUUGACUGAUGAGAUGGAAAAAGCCAAGGAGAUGUUUAUGAAGGAAAUUAACGACCUGGCUUCUAAGAAUUCAGCUUUAGAGUAUCAACUGUUGGAAAUCCAGAAAUCCGAUAUGCAGGGCAAGCUCAGUAUGGGCACCUAGAGAGACUUAGGUUUAAAGACUGACUUUCAUAUCCUGAGCCUUUCUGAAAUCUACUGCACUGCCUUGAGUGCAAGUAAGCCAGUGGCCAGACGGACUUCAACUUCUCCAGGCAGAAUGCAGCACAGAGCAGAUGCAGAUCUUUCUCAGGCAACCGCAGUGGAAGUGAUAAGCGCAACAGCCCUGUCAGGUCCUGCAGACGCUGUUUUGCAACAAUCCUCCACAUCGUCUGUCUCUUAA